AUGACCUUCAGAUCAUUCGCGGAUCCGGCAAAAGAUCCGGCAUCCCGACUCGGUAGUCAUGCAGAUGGAGGAGAUAUACAUCUUCAAGGGUUCAUCAGUCCCAGGCCUCCGGGCCCUGGAGGGCAGGCGGUCACUCGUGGCAGAUGCAAUGGUCCGGCAAUGCGGCUGGAGAUGCUGAACCCGCGAACCCUUUGGGACUCCGCAAACCAAUCACGCCUGCUUGCCCAGCCUGCUUCAACACGUUUCCGUCCCAUUGCUGCCCUCGCAGGCAUGCCAGGUGCUGCGCCAAUUGACCGCCUUUGUCCCUGCCGCACUUACUGCACUCCGCCUCCGCCCGAUAGCUAG
Aspergillus neoniger CBS 115656 is the source of this 345-nucleotide messenger RNA. RefSeq lists its product as uncharacterized. The transcript has 3 exons. Bases 1 to 345 code for a protein of 114 amino acids. NCBI's taxonomy places the organism in Eukaryota, Fungi, Ascomycota, Eurotiomycetes, Eurotiales, Aspergillaceae. The record is from RefSeq and is a predicted model, not a curated record.